AUGCAACUAAUUGGUACAAGUUGUUUAGUGAUUGUCUGUUUAAUACAGAUACUUGUUCCACUUUGUAAAUGUACUACAUGGGCUAUUCAAUGCACCGGAAAUGAAUGUUGUGAUAUCGAUGUACCAAAAAGCAAUCUCACAACGACCCUUUGUUGUGUUAAAGAUGGUUGUGAGGGUCGUAAUGAUAAUCAAGAAAGUACCUUACAAAACUACGGGCGUAAACAGCAAAUGGUUAACAGACUAAAAGAAGGUGUACAAAAAUUGGGUGGUUAUUGA
Messenger RNA from Schistosoma rodhaini, 276 nucleotides. The record is from the annotation of a GenBank genome assembly. NCBI's taxonomy places the organism in Eukaryota, Metazoa, Platyhelminthes, Trematoda, Strigeidida, Schistosomatidae.